AUGGUGUCUAAGUACGUACGGCCGAAAAUAGUCAACUUCGUCCAGGAGAUCGUGCUUGGCGGCAAGUGGCAUAAGGUGAACCAACACCCCCCUGGAUGGGAAGCCACUAUCCUCCCGCUAACCAGAGCCGACAUUGGCGUUGACAAGUUUGCGUCUCCGGAAGGGGACGACAUUGAAUACUUCAACUAUGAGGAGAUGGUCGCGUACGUUGUCGUCCAAAUCCGCAAGUACGGUUUUGACAAGAAGAGCGGCCCAUUUCACCGAAGCGGCGUCCCCGUUGGCCUCCGAAACGGGCGUGCCUAUCGACUCUUCCAGCUUGCCAAGACGCAAACCAUGCUUCAGAUGUCCAGCGCUUCCAAGGGUCUCUCCAAGAAACAGAACGCGGAGGCGAAUGUUAGGUCGAAGAGCGCCGCCCGCCGCGCCAACGCUGCCGGACUACUCGCUGACUUCCAUUCAGGAACGCGGAAUGCGCCUACGUACGCGAUGCCGCCGGCUAUCGCUCUGUUCCUGGCUCGAGCCGCACCGCGAAAUGGAGAACUCACGGUACGGAAGAAAGAAGCCGUACAGCGCAGAUCCAACGACCAACAGCAGACGACACCGCCCCGUCCCCGGAUCGGCCCCAUCCCCUUCCCAGUCAGGCGCGUCGCUCGCUCGAGCCUCCCAGCUCCCAGCGCCCAGCAGAGCACCUCGCUCCCCGGUGGUCAAGCCAUCCUAGGAGUAGAGUCACUGCCGACAGGUCCUAUGGGUGCCCAAUUCCCAGUCACCCCUUCUCGUAGGGGUCCUGCGAACGCAGCACAUCCUGCAACGCCGGCGGCGAGGCGGGCGCUGCUGGGUGAUGACACGCCGGCGAGUAGUCCGCCGGUGGCUUUCUUUGGGGUGGGUGCUUCUAUGGGCAAGCAGAGACGCAGGCGUGAGGCUUGGGAGGGCUGGUUGCGUGUAUGCGGUUUGGGGACUGGGCGCCUGAGCCGCUUACGCAGUCGAAUAGCACCUGUUGCGUCGUACUUGUCCGAACCUUGGAAGGGCGCGUUAAGCUCGAUCUCCGCGUUGGCUAGCAGGACCUCGUCUUGGGUCAUCGCGCCGAGUUCGGCUUCGUCGACAUCCGCGUCGACUCCCGCGCGCAUGUACUCGUUCACCAACUCUUGGUCGGACGAUGCGUUGAGUAUGGUGUCCAGUUCGGUGCUGGGCGGCGGGGUCCGAUUGCGGGAUCGGGUGCGAGAACGACGCGGUGACGAUAUCCGUGGGGUAGCAUCGCUAUCACGCGGAGCACGCUGGGCGUGGUAA
Trematosphaeria pertusa is the source of this 1281-nucleotide messenger RNA. RefSeq lists its product as uncharacterized. The transcript is spliced from 4 exons. NCBI's taxonomy places the organism in Eukaryota, Fungi, Ascomycota, Dothideomycetes, Pleosporales, Trematosphaeriaceae. The record is from RefSeq and is a predicted model, not a curated record. Bases 1 to 1281 code for a protein of 426 amino acids.